GUGAGGCUUGAGAAUUGGGUGCACAGCCCUCCAGGAUACCCCAUGGUGCAGUGGGAGGAUGCUGGGCAAGCUCUGGGCACCUAGGUGUCAGUCCGGACUUUCACAUGAAGAGUGACCUUGAUAAGCUUCGAUGUUUUCAUUGCGAAAUAUUGAUCUCAGCUGCCUGUUAUCUGCCUCAUAAGGCUGCUGAAAAUGUAUAAAGUGUUGGCUGGAGCUGUCUUCCUUGGAGUUGGGCUGUGGGCAUGGAGCGAAAAGGGUGUGCUGUCUGACCUCACCAAGGUGACGCGGAUGCACGGAAUCGACCCCGUGGUGCUGGUCCUGAUUGUGGGCGUGGUGAUGUUCACACUGGGGUUCGCCGGCUGUGUGGGGGCCCUGCGGGAGAACAUCUGCCUGCUGAACUUUUUCUGCGGUGCCAUCGUGCUCAUUUUCUUCCUGGAGCUGGCCGUGGCCGUGCUGGCUUUCCUGUUCCAGGACUGGGUACGGGACCGGUUCCGGGAGUUCUUUGAGAGUAACAUCAGAUCCUACCGGGACGAUAUUGACCUGCAGAACCUCAUCGACUCCCUUCAGAAAGCCAACCAGUGCUGUGGGGCAUAUGGCCCUGAAGACUGGGACCUCAAUGUCUACUUCAACUGCAGCGGUGCCAGCUACAGCCGUGAGAAGUGUGGGGUGCCCUUCUCCUGCUGCGUACCAGACCCUGCUCAAAAAGUUGUCAACACACAGUGUGGAUAUGAUGUCAGGAUUCAGCUGAAGAGCAAGUGGGAUGAGUCCAUCUUCACAAAAGGCUGCAUCCAAGCACUGGAGGGCUGGCUCCCGCGGAACAUUUACAUCGUGGCUGGCGUCUUCAUCGCCAUCUCCUUGUUACAGAUAUUUGGCAUUUUCCUGGCGAGGACCCUGAUCUCCGACAUUGAGUCUGUGAAGGCAGGCCAUCACUUCUGAGAACAGAGGCGAGCAAGCAGAGCCGAACCGUGCCGUGGAGGCCACGGCCCUCCGCUGUCCUCAACCUAUGUCCAGAAGGAGAGAAGCCGACACGCUCAGCAGGGGCCAGCACCCCGUCUUCAGCGUCAGCGUGAUGUGACCUCUCUGUUUCUGCUUGCUGGUGCCGAAGACUGAGAGGCCCCUUCUCUGACUUGCCCACACUUGUGACACAUCCUUGCUGGGGUCUACCCAGGGGCAGAGAAUGUGUCUUUAGGUGGGGGUGGGUGACUCUGAGGGACAGACAGCGCUCCUGUGUCUGCAAGGAGGUCUUGCGUCGUUCCUCCUGGAGCCCACGUGCGUCUGCAGGACACCUGGCCUCCUCACCACUGAUGUCCACAUGUCUGCUUUGGGUCACUGGCGCUGGUCUGGAGGCCAUCCACAUGUGUGGGUGAGAUGUGGGGAGGGACCAGCAGGCAUGGAUAAGGCUCCUCUCCAUCAAGUCAACCAGCACAGGGCCCCAGUGGACCUCUGAGUGCCAGCGGGGCCUGUGGCGGUGCAUUCGUCAGGGUCGUUUGCAGGAUCCUCAGCUAUGUCCAAGUGAAGUAAGCCUGAGCCACUGUGUGGACUGGUGCAUGGCAGUGCCUUGUCUGCUGCCCCAGGAGCAUCAGCCAUUCUCCCAGGGUGAGAACUGCCUCUGUUCUUGACAGCAUUAAGCCCUGAUGGCACCAGGGCAGUGGGCACAGUUCUCUCUGAGAGCCAGUGCUCCUUUUCUUAAAGUUGUGUAAAUAGUCUAUUUAUAGGGGUAAGAAUGUUCUCACACCCUUUUUUCAUUUCCUCUUCCUUUCCUCUGGCAUUGUCCUCUAAGCAGCCUUGGUGUCUGGGACUGAAGCUGUCCCUUCCAGUUCUCCUCAGUGUCUCAAGAACCAACCCACACCAGCUUCCUUCCCGUCCACACAUGUGCUCCCGUUCCUCCUUGCACCCCCUCCCGACACCACUCCCCAGCUUGGCCUCACUGACUUCUGGUCUUGGUGCUACUAAAACUGUCACUCACAACUUGAAUCCUGCCUCUCACUCCCCACUGCAAGGACAGCCUGGAAACUCAGCCAGGGCUCCUCUCACAGCCACAUGCCAAGGGCUGGCCAGUCUGACGUUCGCCUGUUGGUGGAGAGAGAAGCUCUUGUGCAGCCAGGCCCUGUGCUGGGCCGCAGACCCCAGGCUGCAGCUGCAUAGAAGUUCGGGAGGUUUUGUUUCUAGCUUUCGUGGUUACUACCCCCACUGGGAUAUCUGUGGUCACGGGGUCCACCCUUCCUGUCAGGGCUAUUCUGGGGCUUGCUCUUGGAAAUGAAGUCUGUCUUACGUACUGAGCAACCCCCCCAGGGAUAGCUGGGCCUUUGUCCAUCUUUGGCUGGGCUACUUUCUAAUGCUUCUCCAUAGCCUGUACCGGGUCUGUCCUCUUCGUUCAGGGCUCGAGUGCUUCCUUCAGCGACUUGCCGAAGUGCACAUGCUAGUGUGGUGUGUACUGGUGGCCGUUUGUUGAUGAUGAUGAUGAUGAUAUACUUUUUGUUUUUUCCAAUUUUCUAUAGAGUAGGGGAAGAAGAAUGCUUGUGUUUUUAGGAAGUGUGAUGCUUCUCUUUGACUGCUAGACUCUUUUAUGGAAUAUAUCUUUUUUAUUAA
Messenger RNA from Galeopterus variegatus (Sunda flying lemur), 2589 nucleotides. RefSeq names its product tetraspanin 14 (gene TSPAN14). Gene Ontology annotation, cellular component: membrane. Lineage: Eukaryota; Metazoa; Chordata; Mammalia; Dermoptera; Cynocephalidae. The transcript has 9 exons. Bases 193 to 936 code for a protein of 247 amino acids. The record is from RefSeq and is a predicted model, not a curated record. Gene Ontology annotation, biological process: protein maturation; protein localization to plasma membrane; regulation of vascular endothelial growth factor signaling pathway.